UCUUACAGUUAAAGAUCACUUUCAAUAUGUCGGUUUCGGAUCUGAUUGGUGCCCUUGAUGCCAUUCCCAAGCUCACCGUUCCCGAGUCUCUUGUGCCAGAAGAAACUUCGGUUUUCCUGGAUGCUCCUGAAUGGCUAACCGAGAGCUAUCUCCAGGAUGCCUUGCGCAAAUACUACAACGACCAACACAUCAGGAUCAACUGGGUCAAGGUGAAUCCUGCCUUGGGCAAGGGUGAAAACUACGGUGGAGUCCUCACUCGUGUGAAGGCGCAGUUCACUCGGAGCGAUGGUAGCUCCCAACUGGGUCACUACAUUGUAAAGUCGACUUUUGAGGGGAAUGAGUUCGCCCAGAAUGCUAUGAAGCCGUACGACAUCUUCAAUCGGGAGAUGAUCAUCUACGAGCAGGUCCUGCCCAAGCAGAAGGCCCUCCUCCGGGAGAUCGGCGAUGCGGAGCAGAUCUUUGCCGAAACCAUGGCGGUGGACAUAGAUAACUCGGCGCUGAUUUUCGAAGAUCUUAAUGCUCGUGGCUUCGUAAUGCCGGAUCGUUUGGUCGGAUUGGACCAGAAACUAGCUCGAAUUGUGCUCCGUAAGCUGGCCAAGAUGCAUGCCACUUCGGCAGUCCUAAACGAACGCGAGAACCACAUCCUCGAGAGCUACGAUCGGGGGUUCUUCAACCGCUACACCGAUAACUACGAACCAGCAUUUGUGGGCAUGCUCCAGGCGGCCACUCGCCGUGUGGCUCAGUGGCCAGGAUACGAAAAGUACGCGGAGAAGUUAAAGGCUCUGGUGCCCAUCUACAUGGAACUGGGCAAAAGAAUCUUCGACAUUAGUCCCGGGCACAUUAAUGUCCUGGCCCACGGAGAUCUUUGGACCAAUAAUGUGCUCGUUAAGUACGACAAGCAGACCGGGGAGCCAAUUGACGUGGUUAUUAUUGAUUUCCAAUACACGGCCUGGGGAUCGCCGGCACUUGAUCUGUUUUACUUCAUGAACUCCUCGCUAGAGUUCGAUCUUCAUCAGAACCAUCAGGAGCAGCUGAUUGCCUACUACUUCAGCCAUUUCGCUGAUACAUUGAAAAAACUGCAGUACCGAUCUACAAUUCCAAGCUUGCAUCAGUUCCACCAGCAAUUGCAGCAGAAGAAAUUCUACGCUGCCCACACAUCCAUUUCGGUGUUUCCAGUUCAGCGCAAUGUGGAAACCGCAGAUGCCGAUUUUAAUGCCCUGAUGGAGACCAACCAGCGGGCCAUGAAUUUCAAGGAUGCCUGCUAUAGGAAUCCGAUUGCUCAAAGGAUCUUGCGGGAACUUCUGCCCGAUUUCGAGGCAGAGGGUCUUCUUGAUGCCGACCAGUAAGAAAGCUUCACAAUAUACCUGUGUUAUGUAGUAUUAGUUAGACAAAAUGUAUCCAAAGAAAAUAGAACAAUUGUAUAUGUAUUAAGUUAAGAUAUUUUAGUAAAGUAAUCUAAAGCACAUUCUAUAUACCACUUGUAAUACAAAUAACCGUAUAUCAUAUCAA
Molecule: messenger RNA, 1509 nt
Organism: Drosophila mauritiana
Lineage: Eukaryota; Metazoa; Arthropoda; Insecta; Diptera; Drosophilidae
Exons: 2
Coding region: 27-1346 (439 amino acids)
Source: RefSeq, a predicted model, not a curated record